Molecule: messenger RNA, 1080 nt
Organism: Eimeria mitis
Lineage: Eukaryota; Apicomplexa; Conoidasida; Eucoccidiorida; Eimeriidae
Exons: 4
Coding region: 1-1080 (359 amino acids)
Source: RefSeq, a predicted model, not a curated record
AUGUACAGUUAUAAAGAAGCAGCAGCAGCAGCAGCAGCAGCAGCAGCAGCAGCAGCAGCAGCAGCAGCAACUGUCGCAUCUGCUGCCGCCAGAAGCAGCAGCAGCAGCAGCAGCAGCAGCAGCAGCAGCAGCAGCAGCAGCAACUGGCUCUCCUGCUGUCUCCUCUGCUGUCUCCUCUGCUGUCUCCUCUCCCCGUGGCUAUCGUUACUGGUGUCCCCAAAGCCGCAGCAGCAGCAGCAGCAGCAGCAGCAGCAGCAGCAGCAGCAGCAGCAGCAGCAGCAGCAGCAGCAGCCUGAAGAGUAUGCAGCAGCAAAUGCUGUCUAUCGAUCUCCUUCUGAGGAUAGUAUCUCCAGCAGCAAACAAAUAAAUACAACAGAACAACAACAACAACAAGAAGAAAGAGAAAAAGAAAAAGAAAAAGAAAAAGAAGAAAAAGAAAAAGAAAAAGAAAAAGAAAAAGAAAAAGAAAAAGAAGAAGAUGAUGAUGAUGAUGAUGAUGGAUAUGAAUAUGAAGACGCACAAGAAGAACAAGAAGAAGAACAGCAGCAGCAGCAGCAGCAGCAGCUGCUGCUGCUGCUGCAGCAACAGCAACAGCAACAACAGCAAUUCGAGCAACAAGAAGAAGAAGAAGAAGAAGAAGAAGAAGAAGAUGAAUAUAUAGAAGGAGACGAAGAAGAUAUAGAUGAAGAAGAAGAAGGAGACAGAGAAGAAAGAGAAGAAGAAGAAGAAGGAGGAGACAGAGAAGAUAUAGAAGGAGACAGACAAGAAGAAGAAGAAGGAGACAGAGAAGAAGAAGAAUAUAUAGAAGAAGAAGAAGAAGACAGAGAAGAAAGAGAAGAAAGAGAAGAUAUAGAAGGAGACAGAGAAGGAGACAGAGAAGAAGAAGAAGGAGAAUAUAUAGAAGGAGACAGAGAAGGAGACAGAGAAGAAAACAGAGAAGAAGAAGAAGAAGAAGAAGACAGAGAAGAAGAAGAAGAAAUAGGAGACAGAGAAGAAGACAGAGAAGAAAGAGAAAGAGAAGGAGACAGAGAAGAAGAAGAUGAAGAAGAAGAAGAAGAAUAUCAACAACUGCUGCAGUAG